Lichtheimia ornata is the source of this 1113-nucleotide messenger RNA. RefSeq lists its product as uncharacterized. The transcript is spliced from 2 exons. NCBI's taxonomy places the organism in Eukaryota, Fungi, Mucoromycota, Mucoromycetes, Mucorales, Lichtheimiaceae. The record is from RefSeq and is a predicted model, not a curated record. Gene Ontology annotation, molecular function: RNA polymerase II cis-regulatory region sequence-specific DNA binding; DNA-binding transcription factor activity, RNA polymerase II-specific. The coding region runs from base 1 to 1113 and encodes 370 amino acids. Gene Ontology annotation, biological process: regulation of transcription by RNA polymerase II.
AUGAGCAGCUCGGUUGAACCUAUGGAUCAGGACGAAACUGUGCAGCAGCUACCUAAUGAAUCACGUCGUGGAUCUCGCAGCGGCAAACCCAAGUUAUUUCAAUGCACGGGUUAUGGUGAUUGUCGCAUGGUGUUUACUCGAAGCGAGCAUCUUGCUCGUCAUAUGAGAAAGCACACGGGUGAGAAACCAUUCAAGUGCAUUGUACCUGGUUGCGAGCGCAUGUUUAGUCGCUUUGACAACAUGAUGCAGCAUACUCAAACACAUAAUAAGGGGAAAGCUUCGAGAAGAUCCAAGCAGUCGGUUGGCAAAGGCGGCAAAGGACAGCAACGCCGAUCAAGUGAUCAAUCUUCUUACGUUGACAGUAGCAUGCCUUCACCUCCACCAUCACGACGUAGCUCCAUACAAAAGGAUUUAUACGCUGCAGGCAGAAAUAGAUUUUCGGACGACGAGGAUGACGAUGACUUUGAAGAUGGAGAUAGCGAUGCAAGUUAUCAGCCACCAAGUAAGCGUCAUAAUCCAAAAGAGCAGAGAGACAUGAUGGCGGAAUUGCGACGAUUGAGCCAAGAACAAGCAUAUCAUCAUUACUAUCAACAUCCACCACCUCCACCAUGGUGGUCGAGUAACACAACAGCUCCACCAUCACCAACCGCUGUAUCGACUUCUUCAGCCGAUUCAAUCGGCUCAUAUCAUCAAAGACGUCGUUCUUCGAACCGUGUCACUCCUUCAGUUCAUUUUCAUCCUUAUCCAUCUAAUCGGUAUCAUCCCAACUAUAAUUACAACAAUCAGCUUCCUCGUCGUCAUAGCGAGGACUUUAUGACAGGACGUAUGAUCCUUCCUAGUAUAGCCAGCUAUUUGGUAAAGAAUCCAGAUGAGCCACCAGAGAACUACCUAUUGCAUCAUGAAAAAUCAGCCUCACCCCCUAGCUCGCCUAAAAAAGUUACACGUCGUUUAUCCGUACAAGAUUUAUGCAAUCCUAUUGAAUCACUUGAACCUAGCAACAUGCCAUUGCCAAAACCGGAAGAGCAAAGCGUUGAUCUAACAGAGGAUGAAUUUCAAGCAUUACAAGGUCUCGGACGCUUCAGACUUGUUGCCUUGAGCGAUUCGAAACAAUAA